UGGCAAGACAUUUAAAAGCCGUGAUUAAAACGGGCCACUCACCUUUCCCCGAAAAAACUGAACAUAAAACGGAGAUUUAUUAUCUUUUUUGAGCGAUGUGCUCCUAUUGGUUGACUCGGUGACCUGCUUAUAUAGCCUAAAUUACCUUCUACAGUUUAACGCGGGGCAUUCACCUUGCAAUCACAGAGAGCUUCCAAUGCGUCAACCAUAGUGCAUUCAUGGCUGUACAAUCCGCUGCUUACGUUAAUGAUUCUACCUUACCUUGCAACUCCAGACUUACGUUAUCGAGAUCUGUCAAAUGCCAGGUUACUAUUUUACACAACUAUUACUCCGUGUUUUUAUGCGUGUGUGUCGUUGUCCCAGAUACACUUUGUUUUACUAACUUGUAGGCUAGCCUAUAGUUUAGUACCUCCCUUUAAUGCAAACAACACACCGAAUUAUAGUCCCGAGUAUCGUAAUACGUUCUUUGUGAUUGCACUUAGGCUAUAAAAUUAACCGAUCAGACGACUGAAACGGAACGACUGCAAUCGUAUUAUGGUUAACAUAAUAUGAGUUUAAAAUAGUUUCGUUUAAUUUUCGUGACGACGUCGCUAUUUUAAACUAGCCUAUAUUCAACGUACGCCCUCUCCAGAGUGGACAGACGGAACAGCUGCCAAAAAUGAAGAAACAAUUGUUCAGAUGUCGGAAUAAAAAUUACGGAUUCGUAGUCCUGUCCAGCAAAUCUACAGCAAUCCAAUACAAUCGACCAGCCUUUGAAAAUUCGCUGUGUUCGUCAUCGUCCACUGGGUAAUUCGACUGCUUUCAAUUUUUUUUUUUUUAAAUCGCAUAGCCUACUCACGACGCCUCCGUAGCAUCAAAGUAAAUAUACGAGGUCUCACUCGUUCAGAGACUCUCAAACGAACAGAGGUGCAGUACAUCUCAGCACUGUACCCUACUGGAUAUUUUAAGGACCAAUUUAAUUUAAAGGUCGUUAAACGGAUCUGAAAAAGGAGAGUCCGUCGUCCCCCUGAGGGGUUCAACCCAGUGACUGGCACCGACAGGCAGGGUACCGUGCACCGUCCCUCCCUCCCCCCCUCGCCAGAGCACUUCCUGUUCCCCCCCCCCCCACGGGGGCUGGCAGAGACCACCCGCCAUGGAGACCGCCAUCCGCGCCGUUCUUCCCGCUGUGCUGCUCCUGAUUGGCUGUCUGGAAGGUUGUCGUGGGGAUGGAAAGACUGGCUGCGCGAUCUGGCUUCCCUACGGAGAGACGGACGUGUGCUGUGAGAAGUGCCGACCCGGAAACCGUAUGGUCUCAAAGUGCGGGCCGGACCCCAGUGAGCUGUGUGUCCCAUGUGGGGCAGGAACCUACAUCACAGAGCACGCACUGUACGCCUGUCACAGCUGUACACAGUGCAAAGGGGCACAGAUGAUGAGGCAGGCCUGCACCAGCAGCAGGGACACGGUGUGCGGGUGUGUGGACGGGUUCCGCUGUGCGGACACUGAGUGCUCGCGCUGCGCCAAGGAGUGCGGAAGAGGGGAGGAGCCCACGGACAAACUGACCUGCCAGGCCUGUCCGGAGGGGACGUUCAACGACCAACUUCAUCAGAAAUGCAUUCCCUGGAGAACCAGCUGCCCUCUCCCGGGACAGGGAAUCGUGGCUCUGGGCACCGCGGUCCAUGACAUCGUCUGCGGCAACAUCUCUGACCCCGUCCCGGACGUGAAACCCAAACCGGAGGUCGACGAUGGGGACGCAGGGCGCGUCUCCUUGAUGGUGCUGAUCGCCUGCCUGAGUCUUACCGCCAUCACGGCCGCUGCUGGCGCGGUCGCCUGCGGAAUCCUGAGGAAGAGGAAGGAGAAGACGACGAAGAACACGCCGGCGGUGGCUGACAAACCUACGACAGAAGGACCCCAGUGGGAGGAGCAGCAGGUGGAGUGCAGUCUCUGCCACCCACAGCAGGAGGAAUGUGGGAGCCAGGACUCUGUCGCCUCCCACGGGUCGGAGGACAAACUGCUUCCUGUGUAAGACGAGGAUGUGGGUCCUCACAAUGCAGCAGGUCCCCACAAUGGAGGGGGUGAUGACAAUGAGAGGGGUCUCCACAAUGGGGGAUCCUCACAAUGAAGGCAUUUUACCCAAAGGGAAGGAGGUCCUGAUAAUGGAGGGACACCUCACCAGGAAGGGGGUCCUGAUAAAGGAGGGAGACCUCACCAGGAAGCGGGUCCUCGAAGCUCUGCGCCUUUAGGUUCGGAAAUCUAAAAUCUGUUGACAGACACUUGUUCGUACUCUUUGUUUUUUGUAUAAAAUAUUCCGUAUUUUCUACCUUUUUACCUGGACACUGGACCAUGAAAAUGGUUUACUCAAUGUAUUAAACACUGGACAUGUCAUUUCAACACAUGA
Anguilla rostrata (American eel) is the source of this 2374-nucleotide messenger RNA. RefSeq names its product tumor necrosis factor receptor superfamily, member 9a (gene tnfrsf9a). The record is from RefSeq and is a predicted model, not a curated record. Gene Ontology annotation, molecular function: protein binding; signaling receptor activity. The transcript has 8 exons. NCBI's taxonomy places the organism in Eukaryota, Metazoa, Chordata, Actinopteri, Anguilliformes, Anguillidae. Gene Ontology annotation, biological process: regulation of cell population proliferation. Bases 1133 to 2002 code for a protein of 289 amino acids.